Molecule: messenger RNA, 730 nt
Organism: Moneuplotes crassus
Lineage: Eukaryota; Ciliophora; Spirotrichea; Euplotida; Euplotidae
Source: the annotation of a GenBank genome assembly
UUUUUGAGACAACACAAAUUAUGUUCCCCUGCCAAUGUGGGGAUACUCUGAUAUAAUCCAGAGGCUUAGCUCAGUGUUCUGAGUGAGCCAAUUCAUUAAGAGGGUACAGGAUCCUCAAGAAUAUUGACUCUGUGCUGGUGACCAGGGCUCAGGAAUUAGUAAUGGACUCACCAAGAAGCAAAGCGAAUGGUGAAAAAUAGAGGGAGAGAUAAACCUUCAUCUUAAUUAUCGACUAAUUCAAUUCGAUUCGAAGGUUUCCAGAGAAAACUUUAAGGCUAACCUCUAUGAGAUAGAAUCUAGAAUAGAAGAUCGUAAUGAAAUGAAGAGCACAAAGCCAACCCUAGAGAAAAGAAAGAGAAAAACUGAUGAAGUGGAUAUCAGGCAAAGUCUUCUUAAACUUAGAACUCGCUUACUCAACAACUCUAUCUCUGGAUUUUCUGCUUCAUCUAAGAAAGCACGGAGUGUCACUAAGAAGAAUCUCAGAAGGAGGUCUAAGUAUAUUGGAGUAUCAAAAAACAACUCCAAUUGGCAAGCUUUGGUUAAUGUAGAUCAAGUGAAAAGAUAUAUCGGCACGUUCACAAAUGAACUCGAGGCUGCAAGAACUUAUGAUUUAUACUCAGUGGCAAUCAGAGAAGAAGAAGCCUCCUUAAAUUUCUCUUACACCUCCCAACAAAUGCUCGAACAAGUAGACCAUUACCUGCAACACAACCGUAUAAAAAUUUAUGACUAA